Etheostoma cragini (Arkansas darter) is the source of this 1165-nucleotide messenger RNA. Its product is annotated as transmembrane O-methyltransferase homolog. NCBI's taxonomy places the organism in Eukaryota, Metazoa, Chordata, Actinopteri, Perciformes, Percidae. Gene Ontology annotation, molecular function: catechol O-methyltransferase activity. Gene Ontology annotation, biological process: catecholamine catabolic process; developmental process; dopamine metabolic process. The record is from RefSeq and is a predicted model, not a curated record. Bases 317 to 1081 code for a protein of 254 amino acids. The transcript has 5 exons.
UUGUGGUCCCCUUAAGUCCUUUUUAGAGACACACAAUUUCAACAUUUGUAAGCACUAUACAAAUCAACAUGGAAACCUAUCAGUUUCCUAGGUUUGAUGACAACAAUCAAGACUUUCCCAGGUCCUGUAGACACCUAAAUUUGUCCACAGGAUUGUAGAUAUUCUUAUAUCUUUGCUGACCUCAUGUGGAAUAAUGCAGCAGUACUGGGAAGAGUGACAGUCCCAUCUGUGUUUGACAGGACGUUCUCCUAACCUGGACUGGCAACAGGGUAGGAAGGUUUCAACGGUUCUUCUCGUCUCCCCAAAAGCUUUUAAAAUGUGGCUCGUGGUCCUUUCUGUCCCGCUGCUUCCAGCCUUCGUCAUGGUAUCCAGUCGGUAUUGCGUCAAUGUUGCCGCGCUGUGGCACCGAGCUCUGGCCUGGGUGCUGAGGCUGGUGCGAGGAAGUGUGUGUGUAAAGAGCACCCAUGCCUUUGUGUUUUCCAAAUGCACCCACGGCAAAGUCGACAGUGUCCUGGAGACCUUUGACCUUUAUGCCAACACACAACCCUCCCUCUGCAUCAGCCCACAUAUUGGUGAAGCAUUGGAUUCAGUGGUGAGGCGUGUCUUUCCCUUGCGGGUGUUGGAGCUGGGGAUGCACUGUGGCUACAGUUCUGUCCGCCUGCUGCGUCUGCUGCCCUCUGCUGGCAGACUGAUCACAGUGGAGCUGGACCCACUCACAGCAGAGCUAGGGGAGGAAAUCAUACUGGUGGCUGGCUUCAAACACUCCCAGUUCCAGGUGUUGACAUCUAGCUCAGCUGAGGCCAUCUUAACUUUAAGUUCAGUUCUUGAGCUUAAUCAAGAAGCUAGUGAAGGGCUCAAUCUGGUACUGAUGGACCAUGACCCCCAGCAGUACCUUCCAGACCUGCUGGCUCUGGAGAGAGAGGAGCUCCUCUGCCCCUCUGGCUGUUCCAUCCUUCUGAUCUACAGGAACCAAAGAGCCGGAGAUCUCAGAGAAAUCCUGAGUUACAUCAGUGCAAGGGCCGACUGCUACUGCAUCCAAUCAAAGCUUCAUUUCAUGACGGAGAUUUUCUACCAGAGGUAAAGUAUAAGGGUAGAUAGGAUUAGCAGAAAGUAAAGAUGUGGCUAUGUGUUUUCAGGUUGUGUGGACUAUCUCAAUAGUGUUAAA